AGACAAUUGACAAUUAUUUUCCUGAAGAAAUAUGUUGAAGUGAUUUUGACUGACAUACAUCAGUGAGAAACAUGGCUGGUCAAGAUAAAGGACAAAUACUAAAGUACUUCGCAGGAAUCAUGGCUUUCCUGCUGACCCAUGAACAUGUUGUGGAAACACUUGAUUUCCCAAAUACAAGUACAGAUUUACAGAUUAAUUCCAGUGUCAUAGAAGCGCAAGUCCAUUAUCUAUACACAGAGCAAUUGGAAUACAUUGUGGUUGUGGAACUGAAUGCAUCCCACGCUAUGGUGAUUGAACAGAUCAGAGCAGCGUUGGCCUUUAACAUGUUUCCUCUUCAAUUGGACAACAGUACUGAAAUUACUGCUGGGAACAUUACAACAGUGUGCCAGCCAAAUGUGACCGAAUACCAGUGCGUAUGUGAAGAUGGUUAUGCAUGGACAUACAACAACUGCAGGACAUAUGAGGCCUGUGAUGCCAUCAGUUUGGGCUCAUGUGGAUGUAUCAGUGGCGUUCCGAGUGAUGGAGAGAUGUGUGUGCUGGAGAGCGAACUACCCUUCACAGACUUCUUGUCUGAAGUUGAAAUGGAAUCAUCAAGCAUCUCUGUGAUCGAUGAGAUGAUGAGAUUUCUGCAGAACUUCACCUUUCCACUUCAAUUAGAUGAGCUGGUUGAAGUAUUAGAUGUGGACAUCACGACAGUAUGCAGUUUCAAUGACAGUGGAUACAAGUGCGUAUGUGAGGAUCAGCAUUUGUGGUCGUGUGAAAAGUGCACAGAAUAUGGGAGCUGUGACAACAUCACUAACAACACAUGCAGCUGCAUCAAUGAUAUUCCAAGUGAUAGACAGUUCUGUCAACCAGUCAACCAGAUAACAAAUAACACAGCAUGUGCGCAACCACCAACAGUUCUGAUUGAAUAUCUAACUGAAAUUCAGAUAGAUGCUGAUAAUACUUCCGUCAUUGAUCAGCAGAUGAGCUAUUGGAUGUCUUUUGAUUUUCCCUACAUAAUCAGUGACAGCACUAACAUCACAGAAAUCAACAUAACUACUGUGUGUUCUCUGAAUGAAACGCAGUAUCAGUGUAAAUGUGAGAGUCUGUUUGUUUGGCCGAAUGACACGUGUCACUCAUACGAGGUCUGUGAUGACAUCAUUGAUGGUGCAUGUACAUGUAUCAAUGCCCUUCCAGCCAAUGGACAGUUCUGCCAGUUAAAAGAAGUAACACCACCAUCAAUACUAUCAACACCAUCAUCAACACCGUCACCAUCAUCGACAUUAGCAUCACCAUCAACACCGUCAUCACCAUCAACACCAUCACCAACAUCAACACUUUCACCGCCAUCACCAUUAACACCAUCACCAACAUCAACACCAUCACCAACAUCAACACCAUCAACAACAACACCAAUACCAUCACCAACAUCAACACCACCACCACCAUCAUCAACAUCACCAACAUCAACACCACUGUCAACACCAUCAUCAUCGGGACCACCAUCACCAACAUCAACAGCAUCACCAACACCAUCACCAACAUCAACACCACUGUCAACACUAUCAUCAUCAGGACCACCAUCAACACCAUUACCAACAUCAACAGCAUCACCAACAGCAUCAACACCAACACCAACAGCAUCAACACCAACAGCAUCAACACCAUCACCAACAUCAACACCACUGUCAACACCAUCAUCAUCAGAACCACCAUCAACACCAUCACCAACAUCAACACCACUGUCAACACUAUCAUCAUCAGGACCACCAUCAACACCAUUACCAACAUCAACAGCAUCACCAACAGCAUCAACACCAACAGCAUCAACACCAACAGCAUCACCAACAUCAACACCACUGUCAACACCAUCAUCAUCAGGACCACCAUCAACAUCAACAGCAUCACCAACACCAUCAACACCAUCAACACCAUCAACACCAACAGCAUCAACACCAACAACAACACCAACAUCAACACCAGCACCAACAUCAACACCAGCACCAUCAACAGCAUCACCAACAUCAACACCACUGUCAACACCAUCAUCAUCAGGACCACCAUCAACACCAUCACCAACAUCAACGCCACAAGCACCAUCGACAGUUAUUCCAAUGUCGAUGACAUUAAAUCAGAUUUUUGAAACCAGUCUUUCUGAUCCUAAUGACAAGACUUACAAAGAUUUAGCUGGACAAAUUAUGACAGCAAUUGACAAAAGUUAUUCUAGUAAGAUAACUGACUACAUUACUGGUUCUGCAAAAGUCUCUGGCUUCAGGUCUGGUAGUGUUAUAGCAGACUACACAAUAAGUGCAACAUCCAGCAACCUUGAUUUUACAGCAGCAAACACAGCAGUCACUGAGUCUCUAAAGAUGCAAAAAAUAUAUUUAGCUGAAGAUGCUUUUGCUCGAAGUGAACAAAAGGUCACAAAAGAAUUAUAUCCUAUGCAAAAGCUGGACCUGGACUGUAUACAGCCAGACUUUGCAAAGGGACAAAUAAAAUGGAUGGUGUUUAACAAUGAUCGUGCACCAGGCAACGCAAGAUACACCCUUUCAAACAACAAUAGAACUCUCACUGUGGAAAACACUCGUGAAAGUGACACUGGUCGAUACUUAUGCCUCAUACAAAGCAGUACAGUACCAUACGUACAGUGGCAAAACAUUAUUAUUAAACAACGCCCCACUAUAAAUGUAGGUGAAAUGUACCUUGAUUUUCCAUGUGAUGGCAGCACUGUCCAACUGAGAUGUUCUGUUGACACUGGCUACAAUCUUGAGUGGGUCCUGAAUGGUGCAGUAAAAGCUUCAGGAUCUGACACUGUCACAUUCAGUCAUAGAAUUCAAAAUGAAAAUUGUGAGAACGUAACAUUUACUUGUCGUCUCAGCGGUCUGACAGAACUACAGGAUUACAGUUAUAGCAGGAGCAGUGUAACAGUUAGGAUAAUGGAAAAAUCUAACAAAUGUCAAAAUGAAGAACUUGGACUUGGAGAAGCAAAUGAUGAAAAGAAAGGAAUCUGUGGAAGUGGCUUUAAAGGCACCAUAACUUACAGAUGUGACAGUAAAUCACUUGGUUGGACACUAGUACGCAACAACUGUGUACUUGAUAUUAUCGACAAAAUUAAAAGCAUAGCUGAGACCUUGGUUAAGGACAACAUUCCAGAGUUUAUGGCUAACCUCAGCAGUAUCACAGCACAGAAUAAUGUUACUAUAACACAGUCUGCUGCUACUGUCCAAACCAUUGUGGACAUACUCUUUAAAAUUUCUGAUUUGUCACAAUCAGUUGCCAUCAGUGAGCCAGUGAUGAAGGAUUUCCUAAAUACAGUGGACAUUAUUAUAUCGGGUGAUGUCAGUUCUCAAUGGACCACACUGAACAAUGACAACAACACCAGCGUUAAACUUCUGCAAGCUAUUGAGGACAUAAGUGACCAGCUCACAAAUUAUUUUGCGAUCAGUGGAAAUUCCAUUCAGCUGAACAGAACUACAACUAAUAACUCAUUCAGUAUAACAUCAACACUGCCAAACUCAACUACGAAGAUUGUAAUACCACAGGUUCCUAAUGUGACUAACAUAACCAUCAUAAUCUUCACAACUCUUGACAAUGUCCUACCUACUCGUAAUACUAGUAGUAAAAAUAAUAAUUCAGAUGUGCACAUCAAUGGAGAUGUAGUUGUUGUUAAGGUUGAACCAACACUUCACAACAUUUCUUUUGCGUUUGACAUUACUGAUCAGUCUUUGGGAAAUCCUCAGUGUGUCUUUUGGAACUUCAGUCUUGAUGCAUGGGAUUCCACUGGAUGUGAAGUAAAGCCCUUAGCGAACCAACCUGACAAGAUUACAUGUGAAUGCAACCACACAACCUCUUUUUCAAUCCUAAUGUCAACUGAUGUUCCCAAUGGUCACAAAGCCUUAGCCUAUAUAACUUACAUUGGUGUAGCUAUUUCAAUGGCCAGCUUGAUUUUGUGCCUCAUUAUUGAGACUAUUGUAUGGAAGUCGGUAAGAAGAAAUGACACAUCCUACAUGCGACAUGUUUCCAUAGUCAACAUUGCCGUGUCCCUGCUGAUCGCAAACAUCUGUUUUUUCAUUGGAGCCGCAAUCUCAGAUCAAGGGCAGCCAACCUCAGUGGUUCGCUGCAGUCCAGCGGUUUUCUUCAUGCACUUUUUUUACCUGGCUCUUUUCUUCUGGAUGCUAAUUUCAGCGCUGUUGCUCUUUUACCGUACAGUCAUGGUCUUGUCCCAAAUGUCAAGGUUCAGAAUGAUGGUCAUUGCCUUCAUAGUCGGUUAUGGUGCACCUUUGCUCAUAGCAGCCAUUACUGUUGCGUCAACAGCUGGACCUCAAAAUUAUGUUUCCAAAAAAGCUUGCUGGCUGAACUGGGAUGAAUCUAGGGCCCUGCUGGCAUUUGUGAUUCCAGCUCUCACUAUUGUAGCCAUAAACCUUGUGGUUUUGAUUGUGGUUCUGUAUAAGAUGUUGAGGAGAGGAGUUGGUGCCACAACUCAACCAGAUGAGAAACAUGCCCUGGUGGUCAUUGGCCGAUGUGUGGCUAUAUUGACUCCCAUCUUUGGUCUAACAUGGGGAUUUGGAAUUGGAACCAUGGUGUCACGUGAUCUUGGUGUUCAUGUGGUGUUUGCACUCCUCAAUUCACUGCAGGGAUUCUUUAUUUUGGUGUUUGGAACGCUUCUAGACAGCAAGGUUCGUGAGACACUACAAGGAAAGCUGUCACUACAGAAACUCAGUUCAGGCCGUACUAAUAACACCAGCGCAGGAUCAUCAUCUAUACCUGGACUCAAUUUCCUGCCAUGGAUGCGGCGGAGGAAUGUGUACAACGUGUCUGAAGCCAACAUUUCCCCAGCAGUUACAACUUCAGACAGCUCCACCGGCUCAUAUACCAUUAUAAACAAUUAAAAGACACUCUAAAAGUGUUUAUUUCACUGCAAUGUCUGAUAGUGUUUGGUAGAAGAAAUGUUUCUAUGUUCUGAUAUGAUAAAAAUUUACAAAAUGUCUUCAUACUGUAUUGUAUAUCGUACAGUGGUUAAGGGUACUUUUAUCUAUACUUGAAAAAUGGGGUCAUUUUUUAAUAUCACAACUCUAGAGUUUCCUUUGUUUUGAGAUCACUUUUUUUUUUUUUUUUUUACAUCAAAAUUUUUAAAUUAAAACAUUGCUGUCCAGACACAAUACAUCUUAUUUUCUGCUGUCUUAAUAAAUUCCAAAUGUUCCCAAGAUGUCUAAAUGUUACUGCAUCACCAAUAAAAAUGCAUCUUCAUGCAGAAUUGCUUGAAGAUUA
Messenger RNA from Ctenopharyngodon idella (grass carp), 5250 nucleotides. Its product is annotated as adhesion G protein-coupled receptor F5-like. The record is from RefSeq and is a predicted model, not a curated record. Bases 72 to 4871 code for a protein of 1599 amino acids. Gene Ontology annotation, molecular function: G protein-coupled receptor activity. Gene Ontology annotation, biological process: G protein-coupled receptor signaling pathway; cell surface receptor signaling pathway. Lineage: Eukaryota; Metazoa; Chordata; Actinopteri; Cypriniformes; Xenocyprididae. The transcript is spliced from 24 exons. Gene Ontology annotation, cellular component: membrane.